AUGUCCACCCAAAAGAAGGCGCUAUUCGCCACCGAAAACGCAGAGUUCGUCGUCCGAGAGGACAUUUGCCAUGAAGACCUCGCAGACAACGAGCUGCUGAUCGAGGUCCAUUACUCUGGCAUUAACCCCGCCGACAUCAAACAUUCGACACUGCUGGGGAUCCGAUCAACCGUAAUUGGAUAUGACUUUGCCGGUCGAGUAAUCACGCCGCCUCGUGUCCCCUCUGUCUCAACUUUCAACGAGGGCGAUAUCGUCGCGGGCUAUACCCCGUCAGGUCUCGACCGGCCAUCCAAGUAUGGUGCCCACCAGGACUACCUCGUGGUCCCAGAUGACAUGGUGUUCAAGGUCCCUAGCAAUCUCCCCGAGCAGCACGCAGCGGCUCUGACAUGCGUGGUCAUGACUGCCGCCGACGCUAUUCACAACCUCUUCAAAUACCCGCUCCCCACGAGCGCUGGGACCUCCACCAGCCCCAUUCUAAUCUGGGGCGCUUCCUCGUCCGUGGGAAUUUCGGCACUUCAACUCGCGCGCGCCUCUGGUGUCCAGAAUAUCUUCGUCACGGCCUCCCCCGCUCGCCAUGAUCUGCUCAAAUCUCUCGGAGCGACGCAUGUCUUCGACUACCGGUCUAGCACGGUCGUCGCGGACAUAAAAGCCGCAGUUGAGGCGCUGGGCCAGGGCCUCGUUACCCACGCAUUUGACGCAGCGGGGUCCUCGGGUGCUCCGUCGUCUGCAGACCUGCUCUCUCAGAGUGUAACCGACUCGACGGAGCUGGCCUCUGUCGUGCUGCGUCAGGAUAAGAGGUUCCGGAUGCCAGUGGCAAUGACCAAGGAUCCCUGGGCUAUUCACCCGCCUGGAGCUCCGCACCCUAUUAGCUUGCCGUCUAGGCCCACAGAUCAUUGGAAUGCCUGGAAGGCUGUGAACUGGGCGAUUGAGAACUAUAGUCGGGGGUUUGAGAUGGUAUCUGUAGAUGUUGUGGAGGGAACGGCAGAGGAAUCGUUGGAAGAGGUCUGGAAGGUAUCUAAUGGGGAGCGUGGCUUUGGGAAGGUGGUUCUGAGGCAUCCGUUUAAAUAA
This is a messenger RNA of Aspergillus steynii IBT 23096, 1068 nucleotides long. RefSeq names its product zinc-binding alcohol dehydrogenase family protein. NCBI's taxonomy places the organism in Eukaryota, Fungi, Ascomycota, Eurotiomycetes, Eurotiales, Aspergillaceae. Gene Ontology annotation, molecular function: oxidoreductase activity, acting on NAD(P)H. The record is from RefSeq and is a predicted model, not a curated record. The transcript has a single exon. Bases 1 to 1068 code for a protein of 355 amino acids.